Messenger RNA from Aspergillus alliaceus, 1128 nucleotides. RefSeq names its product Alpha/Beta hydrolase protein. Gene Ontology annotation, cellular component: fungal-type vacuole. Gene Ontology annotation, molecular function: serine-type carboxypeptidase activity. Gene Ontology annotation, biological process: proteolysis. The transcript has 6 exons. The record is from RefSeq and is a predicted model, not a curated record. Bases 1 to 1128 code for a protein of 375 amino acids. NCBI's taxonomy places the organism in Eukaryota, Fungi, Ascomycota, Eurotiomycetes, Eurotiales, Aspergillaceae.
AUGCGAGUCUAUCCCCUAUUCGCGAUUGCUGUGACGACUGUCGCUGCGGCAGUAUUUCCCCGGGAUGCACCCAACCAGUCGAUCGGCGUUAAAACCAUCACCAGUCCGAAUGGUAGCACGAUUCGGUAUAAGGAGCCCGGCGAGGAGGGUGUUUGUGAGACUACCCCCGGGGUCAAGUCCUACAGUGGGUAUAUUGAUAUUGCGCCCGAUAUUCAUGUGUUGUUCUGGUUCUUUGAGUCCAAGCUUUUUGAGGAACUUGGACCCUGUACCGUAGCAGAUAGUAUGACGACUGUUCUUCGUGAUCAUCCCUGGACUGAGGUUUCUAACCUCUUGUUUCUCUCCCAGCCGGUGGGAACAGGCUUUUCUUAUAGCACAGAAGAAGUUGGUAUCCUGGAUCCCACGUAUAUGACAGUAGAGUCGACCGCCGAUAAGUCGGAAGAAGGGCGGUGGUCCGUCAUUGAUGUAACUACGAUCGACAACAGUCGUUUGGCGGCCGAGUCUGCCUGGGAGCUGCUUCAAGGCUUUUACAGCGUCCUUCCCAGCCUGGAUGCAGACGUUGAAUCGGCAGAUUUCAAUCUCUGGCACUGGCUAUCCCGGACCGAAUCAUUCGGCAUGGAAGGCCUCUUCUAUCGGUUCGGUGAUUGUGGAACCUAUGAUAUCACGAUCUGGAGAGGAUGUUCUGUCCCCCCUAGCUACUGGCGCGCUUACCUCAACACCGCACCCGUCCAAAACGCCCUCGGCGUAGAAUUAAACUACAAAUCAAGCAACCUCAUCUACAUGGCCUUUAGUCUCUCUGGCGACUUCGCGGCACCGUAUCUCCUCGAUCUAGAAAAGCUCCUAGAACUAGACAUCCAAAUCUCUCUAGUCUACGGAGACGCUGACUACAUCUGCAAUUGGCUCGGAGGGGAGGAAAUUUCCAAGGUCGCCAAAUGGUCCGGCCAGGAAGCCUUUAAUGAAGCAGGGUACACCAACCUUAUGGUGGAUGGGAAGGCAUACGGCGAAACGCGCCAGUAUGGAAAGCUAAGCUUUACCCGAGUUUGGGAAGCUGGCCACGAAGUCCACUCCCUGUAUAAUCACUGCUCUCUAUCUAUUGAUAUGGGUCUGAAUGCUAACUCGGAAUUGUCGUAG